Molecule: messenger RNA, 3598 nt
Organism: Delphinapterus leucas (beluga whale)
Lineage: Eukaryota; Metazoa; Chordata; Mammalia; Artiodactyla; Monodontidae
Gene: FLVCR1
Product: FLVCR choline and heme transporter 1
Biological process (GO): transmembrane transport; mitochondrial transport; heme export
Cellular component (GO): mitochondrion; membrane
Molecular function (GO): heme binding; heme transmembrane transporter activity
Source: RefSeq, a predicted model, not a curated record
UGAGUGACUGCCUGCCGGGCAGCGCCCGGGAACGAGGACUUUGCCUGCGGACUCAGGCAGCGCGGGUUGCAGCUCCCGGCUCAGACCGAGGCUCACUCGGCCGGGGAGAGGGUCGCAGGAGCAGUGGGCCGAGGGGUAGGGCUUGGGGUGCAGGGAGGGCCUCGGGUCUUGGGCUGGGGGUGCAGGGCUGGGAGGAGGGCGGGGGAGCCCAGGGACAUGGCACUGCCCGACGAUGAGGAGGGGACAACGGUGGCGAACGGGCACCCGCCCGCGAACGGAUACCUCCCGGUCCCGGGGGACGCGCCCGCUGGAAAGGUGAGUGCGGAGACGCAGAACGGGCCCAAAGCCGGCUGCUUGGCCCUGAAUGGGGUCUCUCGGGACAGCCCCAAGGCCGCCUCGGGAGCUCUGGACAGGCCGAAGACUCCGCUGGCCCCGGAGGAGGAGACCCAGGCCCGGUUGCUGCCCAAGGACCCCGGCGAGCAGACGCCGGCGGUCGAGGGCACCCUGGUGCCCCGGACUGCGCUCUCCGCGCGGCGCUUUUUGGUGCUACUGAUCUUCAGCCUGUACUCGAUGGUGAACGCGUUUCAGUGGAUCCAAUAUAGCAUCAUCAGCAACGUUUUCGAGGGCUUCUACAACGUCUCCUCGCUGCACAUUGACUGGCUAUCCAUGGUAUACAUGCUGGCCUACGUGCCCCUCAUCUUCCCGGCCACCUGGCUGCUGGAUACCAGAGGCCUGCGGCUCACCGCCCUGCUGGGUUCCGGCCUCAACUGCCUGGGCGCCUGGAUCAAGUGCGGCAGCGUGCAGCAGCAUCUCUUCUGGGUCACCAUGUUGGGCCAGUGCCUGUGCUCUGUGGCCCAGGUGUUCAUCCUCGGCUUGCCCUCCCACAUCGCUUCAGUGUGGUUUGGGCCCAAGGAGGUGUCCACAGCUUGCGCCACCGCCGUGCUAGGUAAUCAGCUUGGAACUGCAGUUGGCUUUUUGCUGCCACCAGUUUUGGUGCCGAACACACAGAAUAACACACAACUGCUGGCUUGUAAUAUCAGUACCAUGUUUUAUGGAACUUCAGCUGUCGCCACACUUUUAUUUAUUUUAACGGUAAUUGCAUUCAAAGAAAAACCUCAGUAUCCACCAAGCCAGGCUCAAGCAGUUCUCCAAGACAGUCCCCCUGGAGAGUAUUCCUAUGGGAAAUCAAUAAGGAACCUAUUUAAAAAUAUUCCUUUUGUCCUUCUAUUGAUCACUUAUGGUAUUAUGACUGGAGCAUUUUAUUCAGUCUCAACAUUAUUAAAUCAAAUUAUACUGACAUACUAUAAGGGAGAAGAAGUGAAUGCUGGAAGGAUUGGGCUAACGCUAGUGUUAGCUGGAAUGGUGGGCUCUAUUCUUUGUGGUUUAUGGCUGGAUUAUACCAAAACAUACAAUUUCUUCAUGACUGGUUACCUCCCCUUGGGUUUUGAAUUUGCUGUUGAAAUCACUUACCCUGAGUCUGAAGGUACUUCAUCUGGUCUUCUUAAUGCUGCUGCACAGAUAUUUGGAAUUUUAUUCACAUUGGCGCAAGGAAAGCUCACGUCAGACUAUAGUCCUAAGGGAGGGAACGUUUUCCUCUGUGUUUGGAUGUUUGUAGGCAUCAUUUUAACAGCAUUAAUCAAGUCCGAUCUGAAAAGACACAAUAUAAAUAAAGGAAUUACAAAUGGCGAUAUUAAAGCUGUACCAGUUGAUAGCCCCACAGAUGAAGAAUCAAAAACUAUUCUGAUGUCCAAGCAAUCAGAAUCAGCAAUUUGAGGUGAAAGGAAAAGUUAAUAUCAUGUGAUAAUUGAGUAAUAAAGCUUAGUUUAUAGGUUGUGGGAAUGGACACUUACUUGAAAAUUAUUGUAUGAUUCCUGUAUGCAGUUACUGUUCUUAUUUAUUAAUUUAAGCAAUAUUUUGCUUAAAAUACUUUUGUUUACAUCAUUUUAACACUACCAUUUAUCUAAUGAGUGUCCCAUCUUAUAUUAUUGACCUAAAAGUAAGCUUCUUGACAUUUGGUUUUUAAAAGUAGAUGUUCUUUUCGUAGAAAAUGGAAGCUUAGAAGGCUUUCUAAAAUGAUAAUAUGGAGGUCCAAUCCCUUCAAGUCACAUAGGAGUACAUGCAAUUUGUUUAUACAAAACUAUCCAGUGGAACCAAGUGUACAGUGUAUUCCUAAUUAUCUCCCUUUCCAUUGUUCAGACCAGCUGUCCAAGCCCCCUCAGUGUGAAUACAGUCUACGAAUAUGACACUUCUAACCCACCAAAUGACACUAUUGGGAUGAGACUUCCAGAUGACCUCUUAAGAUUUUUCCCAUUUCUUACAUUCUUGUUAGAAAAUACUUUGUAACAGGUACUGUCAGUGACCAUAAAAACUUUUCUGUGUGCAGACGGAACCCAUAACUUUGGUCUUAGGCAUAUGUUCUCAUUAAGCGAAGUAGCUCAGACACAGACUCAUUACCUUGAGUUCUUCUUUGUGCUGCCUUCCCAUUCAUCGCAAGAAUGCUAACACUAUAUUUUUUCACUCCAACUUGAUAUAGAGUAGUUUUGUAUCCACUACCUUUUUUUACUCUUUUUUUCUUCAAUAUAUAACUUUCUAGUAAGAAAAUUUCAUCCUAUGUGUUACUGGCUUUUUCAUGAUUUUUUGUAUCACACCUUAUACUUUUGCCUUGAAGAUUCCUGAGAUAAGGAAAUCUGUAAUAACUUCAGGUAGCCUAGGUAUUCCUAUUUAGUGGAGACCUCUUGAAAUGCUGUCUGUUCUAAUUCAGCAAAUCAUUCUUUAUGGAAUCUUUAUCAUUCUUUGAGGAAUCCUUUGCCCAGGUCUGUGCUCCCUCAGUGUGUUGGGGGAGUGGAUUCUUUUCUUCACCACAGAAUGUGCAUAGGCUCCAAACUGUUGGAACAUCUGCUCUUUUACAUGCUCAGGGUAAGGAGAAUAGGACCAAAUGCAUUUCCACAGUGCCUACCACUGCGUUUUGUUUACAGUGAGAAUCUCAAUGUUGUUCAUGUCCUGGCUCUCUAAGCUGAUAGGGAAUAUCUUUAGAGUAAUGGCAUUUAAACAGCCAUAAUAUUUAUAUUAUGUCCACAGAAACACAAAAAACCAAUCAGGUAUUCCCUUGAAUAUCCUUGAAGUGAAUUAGCAAUUCUGAUUUGGGUGUACUAUAUGCAUCGCUUUAUACUGAAAUUAUAACAUUCUCUGUAACCAAACGACAAUAAAUUAUGUGGAAUCUUACCCUGGAGAACGUGUUACUGGAAGAACUUAGCUGGGAAUCAGGAACUUCAGGUCUAUGUCCUGGAUCUGUUUCUAGUUUCCCUGUAAAUCAGCCAGCACUUUCCUCAUCCGUAUAAUGAAUGUGUAAAAUUUGAUCUCAGAGAUCUUUUUUGAAUUUUAAAUGCACUCAUCGGGGGAUAGACCAAAUCAUUGUACCACAGGAACUUAAAUCUAGCUGUAGAAAAAUUCCCUGGACAGUUGAAUAAACAACUGUGGUUGUUACCUUGUAGAUACAGGAAACUUAAAAUCUGUUUUUAGAACUCCCCUGGUGGCACAGUGUUUAAGAAUCCGCCUGCCAAGGCAGGGGACACGGGUUCAAGCCCUGGUCCGGGAAGAU